CCACAUCCGCCGAAAUGUCAAAACCAAUCGACCGCCGUCUUCCUUUCCGUCACUUUAGUUUCGAUAAAGUAGACACAUUUUGUCAAGACUAAACGGUCACAAUGGUACAGCGACUGACUCUCAGAAGACGCUUGUCUUACAACACCAAAUCCAACAAGCGACGAAUUGUCCGCACCCCGGGUGGCCGACUGGUGUAUCUGUACGUCAAGAAGCAGCGUACGGUGCCGAAAUGUGGCCAGUGCAAGGAGAAGCUGAGCGGCAUUAAGCCAUCGCGCCCGAGCGAGCGGCCCCGCAUGUACCGGAAGCUGAAGACCGUCACCCGUACCUUCGGUGGUGUGCUGUGCCAUCGGUGUCUGCGGGAGCGCAUCAUUCGCGCCUUCCUCAUCGAUGAACAGAAGGUCGUAAAGGUGCUGAAGGCCCAGCAGCUCGGCAAGCCCGUUAGCAAACCACCGAAGAUCCCGAAGGCUGCGGCACCGGCCACCGCCAAGAGCAAGUAAACCUGCGGUAGCUGGUUUAUUUUUCGUGAAGGUGUGUGUAAUGUUUAAGGAAUAUCCAACAAGUUGCUAUUCGAGGUUCAAAACAAUAAAAUUUGGAUAAAAAUCGGA
Uranotaenia lowii is the source of this 605-nucleotide messenger RNA. RefSeq names its product 60S ribosomal protein L34. Gene Ontology annotation, molecular function: structural constituent of ribosome. The transcript is spliced from 3 exons. NCBI's taxonomy places the organism in Eukaryota, Metazoa, Arthropoda, Insecta, Diptera, Culicidae. Gene Ontology annotation, cellular component: ribosome. The record is from RefSeq and is a predicted model, not a curated record. Bases 102 to 497 code for a protein of 131 amino acids. Gene Ontology annotation, biological process: translation.